Stegastes partitus (bicolor damselfish) is the source of this 1061-nucleotide messenger RNA. RefSeq names its product alanine aminotransferase 1-like. The record is from RefSeq and is a predicted model, not a curated record. The coding region runs from base 1 to 666 and encodes 221 amino acids. Gene Ontology annotation, molecular function: transaminase activity; pyridoxal phosphate binding. Lineage: Eukaryota; Metazoa; Chordata; Actinopteri; Pomacentridae. Gene Ontology annotation, biological process: biosynthetic process. The transcript has 7 exons.
AUGAGCUCCCUGCAGGAGGUGAAUCCUGUGGUGCGUGGGAUCAGAACCACAACAAGCCUGCAGAGUCUGGCUGCACCCAUCACAGAGCAGAUCUCACAGGGUGUUAAUAAACCUUUUAAGAGGGUGAUCGACGUCAGCUCAGGUGAUCCCCACAGAGCAGGGAUAAGACCCAUCUCAUUUGUUCGCCAGGUCUUGGCAGUGUGCUUAUACCCUGAGCUCCUCAAAGAAGAAAGCCUUCAUCUAGAUGUCAGGGAGAGGGCACAGAGGCUUCUGGAUACCUGUAAUGGAGGACACGUGGGUUCAUACUCUGUAUCCACCUGCGGUAUACCACAAGUCCUGAAAGCCGCUGCUGCGUUUGUCACAAGGAGAGAUGGUGGUGUGUGUUCACAUCCUGAAGACAUCAUCUUUUCUGGUGGCUCACAGAAGACUUUGUCACUUGUUUUGCACCUGCUGGCCAGUGGGGAGGGGGAGACUCGGACAGGGGUUUUGACCCCCAUGCCCUGCCCACACACACUGCCCAUUCUGCUGGACAUGACCGGGGUGACUCUGGUGCCCUACCGGCUGAUAGAGGAGCAAGGAUGGAGGGUUGAUGUGCAGGAGUUACCAAGAGCAGCUCUGAGUGCGGAACAAAGAUGGCUCUGUUGCAGACCAGUGAGCACAACCUGACUAAAAAAAUAGACCAGUUACAGACCAGGUGCAACACUCUGGAUGAAGAGAAAGGCCAGUUACAGACCAGUUACAACACUCUGGAUGAAGAGAAAGGCCAGUUACAGACCAGUUACAACACUCUGACUGAAGAGAAAGGCCAGUUACAGACCAGGUGCAACACUCUGACUGAAGAGAAAGACCAGUUACAGACCAUGUACAACAUUCUGGUUGAAGAGAAACAGCAGUUACAGACCAACUACAACAAUCUGGUUGAAGAGAAACGCCAACAGUACUUGUUGCCUCGACUUUCCAAUCGGAAUGGCAGGUCUUAGAUGAAGGAGACGAAGAAAAAAAAAUGGAAAAAGCUGUAUGAUUAUGACUAUGUAAACAUGUGCAAAAUGAAGUGUAACUAC